GAUAAGAAAAUUGCGUUUUUAUGUGUAAGGAAGUAAGUGGCAGUUUGUGCGAGCGUUGUAUUGCGUGACGACUGGCAGCAACGAACGCCACACGAUGAGUCGUUGCGAGCUACUGUUGCCGGCCCUGCUGCUGCUGGUGUCGGUGCAGGUGAACUACAGCUUGCAGUACGAUUCGGCUGAAUCUUCCCGGUACUAUCAUCCGUCGGGGGCCGGGAGUGAAUCCGGCACCAAUCUGCGAUACGAUGCGCCCGACGAUUGCAAGUACCGCAUACUUCCCGGCAACGAGGUAGAUCUGGCCUGCAAUCUACGCACAGUGAACAGUGAAUUUGACAACACGAACUUCAGUGUAAUUCCGGCCGAACAUACGGCCGCACUCACCAUCCUCUGCAAUGAAGCGAUCAUGGCGCGCAGCAAGCUUCUGCCCAACUCGUUUGUCCAUCUGGUCCGGCUAAAGGCGCUGUCGCUGGAGUUCUGCAAGAUUGCCAAGUUUUCCAGCACGGUUUUGGCUGGCUUGGGUGAUCUGCGCAACUUUACCCUUCGUACGCACAACAUUGCAUGGCCCGAACUGAAUCUAGAGAUCGAACCGGACGCGCUUGGGUUCACGCGCAAUCUAGAGGUGCUCGAUCUGAGCACGAACAACAUUUGGUCGCUUCCGGAUCACUUGUUUUGCUCGCUUACCGGUCUGCGGUCACUCAACAUUAGCUCGAAUCGACUGCAAGACGUUAACGACCUAGGGUUCCGUGAAAAGGGUGUGAAAGACGAGCUGGAACCUUCGGAAGGUCAUAAAUCGAACAGUACCGGCUCGGUUGCUCCGCCGGUGAGCUGUGCGCUGGAUCUAGAAGACCUGGAUGUGUCGAAAAAUCAUUUUGUGCUGCUACCGGCCGCGGGUUUCGGUAUGCUGAAGCGGUUAAAGAUGCUCAAAAUCCAUGACAACGAGAUCUCGAUGGUGGGGGAUAAGGCUCUGAGUGGGCUGAAGGAGUUGCAGAUUCUUGAUUUGAGUUCGAACAAGCUGGUAGCGUUGCCAACGGAUCUGUUCCGUGAUCCAGCCCAAUCCAUCCAGGAAAUUUACCUGCAGAACAAUUCGAUCAGUGUGCUUUCGCCAGGCUUGUUCUCCAAGCUGGAACAGUUGCAAGCGCUGGAUCUGUCGCAGAAUCAGCUGACGUCGGCGUGGGUCAACCGGGAAACGUUCGGGGGUCUCAUUCGUCUGGUUCUGCUGAAUCUGGCUAGUAACAAGAUAACGAAGCUGGAGUCGGAAAUCUUUUCCGAUCUGUACACAUUGCAGAUAUUGAACUUGCGCCACAAUCAGUUGGAAAUUAUAGCAGCGGAUACCUUCUCUCCGAUGAAUAAUCUUCACACGCUGCUUCUAUCGCACAAUAAGUUAAAGUAUUUAGAUGCAUAUUCGUUGAACGGGCUGUACGCACUGUCACUGCUGUCUCUAGACAACAAUGCCCUUACCGGCGUACAUCCAGAAGCAUUCCGUAACUGCAGCUCACUGCAAGACCUCAAUCUGAACGGUAACGAGCUUACGCAGGUCCCGCUUGCCCUGAAAGACAUGCGCCUGUUGAGAACUGUCGAUCUGGGUGAAAAUUCUAUCAGUAUCAUCGAAGAGCCGGGUUUCCGAGGUAUGAAUAAUCUGUACGGGCUGAGAUUAAUAAGCAACAACAUCGAAAACAUUACCCGAAAAGCGUUUAAAGAUUUGCCCAGCCUGCAGAUCCUAAACGUAGCUCGUAACAAAAUCACGUACAUUGAGAAGGGUGCGUUCGAACCAGCGGUCAGUGUGCAAGCUAUCAGACUCGACGGUAACAUGUUGACCGAUAUUGAUGGUCUCUUCACCAGCAUGCCAAAUCUGGUGUGGUUAAAUAUUUCCGACAACAAGUUGGAGCACUUUGAUUACUCCCAUAUUCCUCCGCACCUGCAAUGGUUGGAUCUGCAUCGCAACGAGCUUACCGAGUUGACAAAUCGCUACGGCUUGGACAACCAGUUGCAUUUGCAGACGCUCGAUGCAAGCUUCAAUCGACUGACACGCGUAACGCCGGCUACCAUUCCGAAUAGCAUUGAGUUCCUGUUUCUCAAUGACAACCUGAUCGUGCAUGUCGAGCCGCACUGUUUCAUGCACAAGACGAACCUUACGCGGGUCGAUCUGUACGCGAAUCAGCUGACCAGCCUAGACAUUAAGGCACUUCGAUUGCAGCCCGUACCGGAGGAUAAGCAGAUUCCGGAGUUUUACAUUGGUGGAAACCCGUUCGUGUGUGAUUGUAAUAUUGACUGGCUACAGAAGAUCAAUCACGUGACGUCACGCCAGUACCCUACGAUCAACGACAUUGAAACGGUGUACUGUAAGCUGAUGUACAACAGGGAACGCUCGUACAUUCCACUGAUCGAAGCCGAACCGAAGCAUUUCCUGUGCAGCUACAACACCCACUGCUUUGCCCUGUGCCAUUGUUGUGAGUUUGACGCGUGCGACUGUGAGAUGACGUGCCCGAAUAAUUGCGCCUGCUAUCACGAUAACAGCUGGUCGACAAACAUCGUCGAAUGCUCGGCCGCAGGAUACACCGAUAUACCGAACAACAUCCCGAUGGAUACCACCGAGGUGUACAUCGAUGGCAACAACCUGGUCGAAUUGUCCGGGCACAGUUUCAUCGGGCGUAAAAAUCUGCGUGUACUUUAUGCUAAUCAUUCGAACAUUGAAGCCAUUUACAACACGACUUUCAUCGGGCUGCGUAGACUAACGAUUCUUCACUUGGAAAAUAAUGCCAUCCGCAAGCUGUAUGGACACGAGUUUUCCGCACUGGAAAGCCUACGCGAGCUUUAUCUGCAGGGAAACCGUAUUGCCUAUAUCGAGGAUCACACGUUUGCCGAGUUGCGUAAGCUGGAAGUGCUUCGGCUGGAUGGAAAUCGUAUCACCAGCUUCGAAGUGUGGCAACUUUCGGCCAAUCCGUAUCUGGUUGAGAUCGCCAUGGCCAACAAUCUGUGGACGUGCGAUUGUGGGUUUGUGAACAAGCUGCGUAACUAUUUGCAAUCGAACGCGGAUAAGAUAGUGGAUGCGAAUGACAUCUCGUGCAGCUACAACAACGCCACCAGCAUUCUGCGCGACAAUGGUACCAAAUGUACAUUCCGCGAGGGAAUGUCUUCGAUCGUGCAUCGGCAGGAGAUAGAAGAUAUGUUGCCGCUGCUGUUGGUGGCCACGUGUGCGUUUGUGGGGUUUUUCGGGUUGAUCUUUGGUAUUUUCUGCUAUCGUAAGGAGCUGAAAGUAUGGGUACAUUCCGGUCUGUGCUACAAGUCGGGAACGUUUGUGAACGAAUACGAUAAGGAUCGGCUGUAUGACGCAUACAUCACGUACUCGCUGCAAGACGAACACUUUGUGAGUCAAAUUUUGACCUCCACCCUCGAAAACGACAUAGGUUUCCGGCUGUGUUUGCACUACCGGGAUCUGAACGCAAACGCUUACCUCGCGGACACGAUCGUCGAAGCGGUGGAAAGCUCGAAGCGAGCGAUUCUCGUGCUGUCCAAGAGCUUCCUGUACAACGAAUGGACGCGCUUCGAGUUCAAAGGUGCCAUCCACGAGGUGCUCAAGCGUCGCCGGAAGCUCAUAAUCAUCCUUUACGGUGAUCUCCCGCAGCGCGAUCUCGACGCCGACAUGCGACUGUACCUACGCACUAACACAUGCAUCGAGUGGGACGACAAAAAGUUCUGGCAGAAGCUGCGCAUUGCCCUGCCGCACGUGAAGAAGAGCAACUGUCUCAACAAACGGUCCGCCAUUAACAUCUACGCCACGGCCGGCAACGACUACAACACGCCGGGCCGCCCAUCAACGCUGGGUCCAGCGGUGGCCAGCACGCGCUUGGAUGGGCCCCAGCACCACAGUUACGCCACGAUCGGUCCUAACUGUCCCAGAAACUGUGAUAAUUACGAUACGGUUAGCAAUUGUAAAUACAACACCACCCAGCACCAGACCCACCACGAGCGGCGGAUGAAUGCGGACUUCGGACGGAAGGCCACGGAUGGCCGCCAGCACGAGUAUGCCGUGCCGUCCAACUGUCUGCUGGACACGACGCACGAAACGUACAACACGACGGCAAGCUGCGAGCGCAUUGCCGGCGAAACCUUCGAGUGUACCUCCACGAGCUCGAAGUUUUCCACAUCCUCGCGAGGAUCGGGCAGCGACUCGGGCAGCCACUCGAUCUCUUCCGCACACCACGACUUCCAGGGCCAGAACCGGUCACCGAACGGCUGUCCGCCGAAUCUGCUGUCCACUACCAACUUUUCCUACAACCACCAUCCGCACCAUCACCAUAACGGCAGCAGUCGGAGUAAGCCUCCGACCGGGCCGGAGAGCGUUGGCGGUGGAAAAGGUCCUAGCGACAAGAACGUUCCGGGCACACUCUCUGGGACGGAAAGCAGGAGUGGCAACAAUUUUAAUGAUAGAAGACUGCCACAGGCUAUGUGGGCAUAACGAUUACUUAAGAGCAUCAGGUUAGUUAAUUACUUUUAUCGUUAGAUGUAAGGACGAUUCCAGUGGGGGUAGUUCGAUCGAUAUCGAUCAAACGAGCACGUGUCGAUCGAGUGUGAGUGAGAAUGUAUGUGAGAUGGAAGAAAGAAAGCGAGUGAGAGAGGAAAGCUGGGGAAAGACUGCCAGUGUUCGCGGCAAAGUUGUUAGAAGGACAAAUCAACUGACUUGUCUCUUUAGGUUGUUAACAUUUACUUUGGAACAAAUCAUUUCUUCUUCGUUCCCUCUCGUUCC
Molecule: messenger RNA, 4741 nt
Organism: Anopheles maculipalpis
Lineage: Eukaryota; Metazoa; Arthropoda; Insecta; Diptera; Culicidae
Gene: Toll-6
Product: toll-like receptor 6
Exons: 1
Coding region: 95-4453 (1452 amino acids)
Biological process (GO): signal transduction
Cellular component (GO): plasma membrane
Molecular function (GO): protein binding
Source: RefSeq, a predicted model, not a curated record